Acanthamoeba castellanii str. Neff is the source of this 2382-nucleotide messenger RNA. RefSeq lists its product as uncharacterized. The coding region runs from base 1 to 2382 and encodes 793 amino acids. The transcript has 7 exons. The record is from RefSeq and is a predicted model, not a curated record. Gene Ontology annotation, molecular function: protein binding. Lineage: Eukaryota; Discosea; Longamoebia; Acanthamoebidae.
AUGAUGAUGCGGUCGCUGUCGUCCUCCAUCAAGAGGAAGACGAAGAAGAAGCUCUUCUCCAGCAAGAAGAAGGGCGGGAGCGCCCGCGGCGAUCGCCGGCAGGGGACCGCGGACGCGGUCGAGGAAGGAGCCGACGAUCCGGCCUCCGUCGCUGGCCAAAGCUACGUCGACUCAGCGGCGUUCUUCGGUCUGGCCCGCAGCAGCGACGGCAGCUACGAGUCGCUCGAGCGCGCCAAGGAGGAGGGCAAGGCCUUCGAGCUGCAGAACAUGGAGGAGGUGCGACAGGCCCACGUCGAGCGCGACAUGCUGAAGGCCAUGGGUCCCGUGGCGCUGGCGUUCCAGAACGAGAUACAGAUGGAAGCGCGGCCCGCCACGCCCAACACUUCGGCCAAUGACCUCCUCUUGGGUUCGGCCGAGCCGGCGGCUGCGACGACGACGACAACGACGACCACCGAGGAGAAGGGCAAGGAGAAGCCCGGCGAAGCGGAGGCGCUGCAGCACAUCGUCUACGGCGACGCCGACUACUACGUUCUUCUCGUGCUCACGCACCUGCCGCGCGAGCCGAUGGACCUCUUGAACGUGGGCCAGACGUGCACGCUCCUCAAGGAGGUGUCCGAAGACGAAUACCUCUGGCGUGCUCUCUACUACUACUCGAAGGAGAAGCACCAUCUGGAGCACAACCCCUACAAGGCCAAGAGGAGGAAGUGGGGCAACGAGCAGCUGACGUGGCGGGAACGCUACAAGCUCACCUUCGUCGUAAAGCAGCGGAAGAGCAAGGGCAAGAAGAAGAUCCGAAAGCUGCUGGGCGGGACCGACAACGAGCUCUUCCUCAAUCUCAACUGCUCCGUCUUCGAGUGCCAGGAGGCCAGCGAGCCCGACCAGUACAUCACCGGAGAGGUUACGAUCAACGUGCGUUCGGAGAAGGUGGUCACACAUGGGCUGUACCUCAUGGUGUACGGCCAAGAGGCAUUCCGCUCCUACGAUGCCGCUCGCAAUGCCAUACGCAAGUCGAAGCGCCCGGUUCUGGGGUUCUAUCUCAACAUCCUGGGCGACACGCCGUGGAAGGAGCGCAAGCGCAAUACGAUCACCCUCUACCGCGGCACGUACCGGUACCCGAUCCGGUGCGUGUUCCCGAAGAAGAGCCUGCUGGACCAGCGGCUGCCGCCCAGCUUCCUCCGCAUGAUGCCCAAGACGGGCAGCUACUUCCGUGUGGAGUACUACGCGAGCGUGGUCCUGGGCCUGCCCUUUCCGCACAGCAACGUCAUGUCCAUGAAGCACAACAUCCUCCUCCACAAUAGCAAGCGCAUGGACCGCAAGCUCAAGACCCGUGUUGAGCGCGUCGCCGGCUCGCCGGCCCACGAAGCGGUGGAGAAGCGAUUCCUGAUGAAGGCCGACCGACGGGCGCGAUUCGAGGCGCACUUGGACAAGACCUUCUUCUACCUCGACGAGGAGUCAAUCACCAUCACCUGCAACAUCGACAACCGGUGCUCCAAGUCGCGGGUUCAUGCCGUCUCGGUCACGGUGUGCCGCGAGAUCGUCAAGCGCGGCGCGGGCGGGGUGGGCCGCUGGCAGCUCGUCGCCGACAACCAACGCGGCAUCCGGCCCAACGGGGAUGAUGACAACCAAAACGACGACAACAACGACGACAACGAUGAGGGGCAGCAGCAACGUCGCGGCGAUGAUGGUGACCAAGACGAGGCGGACGGCGAGGAGAUGGAGCUUCACGAAGAGGGCGACAACGAGUAUGAUGAAGGUGAAGAGGGAGACCGCUUGGGCGAGGAGUCGACCGAGGGCAGUAGCCCCGAGGUCGAGGAGAGGCCCGCGUGGGCUGGCCGCAGACGCGGCAGCCUGGGGAGCAGCGGCGGCGCUAGCUCGGCAGCGCCUCCCCUGCCCGGCCGACGAAGAAACAGCAUCGCCGGCGGGGAGCAAUCGAGCUCGUCGUCAUCAUCGUCAUCUUCAUCGACGCCCUCGCAGACACACGACGUCAUCCGCAGGUCGAGCCUGGGCGGCGCCGGCGCCAGCGUCGCAGCCGAUCCGCAGGCCUUCAUGCAGCGCCGCCGCAAUAGUCUCGCCGGCGAGCCGGGCGCCACCAGGCGCGAACCAGUCAGCAACAAUAACAGCGGCGGUGCGAGCAGCAGGUACCCAGAGAUGGGCCGCCGGCUGGGUGAGAAGCGGAUAUACCACGUGCAGGUGGACGCGGGCGAGAUGCUGCGCGGGGUGGAGCUCACCUACCCGGUGCGCUGGGGCGACGUGCUGGGCGAGUCGCUCUUCAACACCGCCACCUUCCACCAGACCUACCUCCUCGUCGUCUCCUUCCACAUGUCCUUCGGUCGCAUCGACCCCCGCGUGCGGAUCCCCAUCUUCCUCAUCAAGCGAUGCUGA